This is a messenger RNA of Cladophialophora psammophila CBS 110553, 1254 nucleotides long. RefSeq lists its product as uncharacterized. The transcript is spliced from 3 exons. Lineage: Eukaryota; Fungi; Ascomycota; Eurotiomycetes; Chaetothyriales; Herpotrichiellaceae. Bases 1 to 1254 code for a protein of 417 amino acids. The record is from RefSeq and is a predicted model, not a curated record. Gene Ontology annotation, molecular function: dipeptidase activity.
AUGAAUGCUCCAUCCAGCGCCGAGCCCUUCUCGACACAGGGCCUGCACAAGAACAUCUCAGAAUACAUCAGCAAAAAUGAAGAGCACCUGGCUGACAUCUGCAAGAAGAUUCAUGAUGAUCCAGAGUUGAACUAUCGCGAGUUCCACGCGCAUGACAAUAUCUGCGAUUUGUUAGAAAGGUUCGGGUACCAUGUCAAGCGACACACUUAUGGCCUCGAACCUUCCUUCGAGGCGGAAACAGGGUAUGGAGGGCGCCUAGUUGUGUUCAACGCGGAAGACGAUGCUCUUCCGGGCAUCGGACAUGCCUGCGGACAUAACCUGAUCGCCACCAGUUCUAUCGCAGCAUUCAUUGCGACAGCUGAGGCACUCCGGGAUAGUGGCCGAGAUGGACGAGUUCGGCUGCUGGGAACACCAGCCGAAGAGGGUGGUGGCGGGAAAGUGCGUCUCAUCCGAGCAGGUGCAUAUGAAGGGGUCGAUGCUUGCUUGAUGGCCCACCCUAUGGGCUGUAUGCCAUUGAAUAUAGAUGGUGUCGCUGCCAGCAAGUCGCUUGCGCGUCGACAAGUCCAGGUCACGUUUAAAGGUCAGAAUGCUCAUGCUGGAGUCAUUCCCUGGAAUGGGAAGAAUGCGCUCGACGCCGUCGUCGCAUCGUACGUCAACAUCUCGUUGCUACGGCAGCAGCUCGCUCCCACCGUCCGUGUGCAUGGUGUCAUUCGACAAGGAGGAGCAGAGCCCAAUAUCAUCCCCGACUCGGCCAGCCUCGAGUAUUUUCUGCGGGGCUCAACUUUCGCCGAGGUCAAGCAGCUUUCGGAAAAAGCGAAAGCCUGCUUCGAGGCUGGGGCACUGGCAACUGGAUGUCAGGUUGAUUGUGCUUGGCAACUGGACAAUGACUACAAAGACAUGUGCCCGAGCCUUGCCAUCGCGCGAGAAUUCACAAAACAUAUGCGUGGCUUUGGUCGCGAGUAUGUAGAGGAUGCGGGUGACCGUGUCAUGGGAGGUUCGACGGACAUGGGUAAUGUCAGUUAUGAAGUGCCUGGUUUGCAUUGUGUCUUUACCAUUGGUACAGAUGACGCAGAGGUUCAACCACAUACCCCGGCGUUUGCAGCGGCAGCAGGGUCCAGGCCAGCCUUCGAGCGUGCUCUUGACUGCGCGAAGGGCAUGGCCGCAACGGCCUAUGGUCUGCUUACCCAGUCCGAGCUAAUGGAAGAGGUCUGGAAGAACUUCAGGGAACAAAUGAAGCCAGACUUGAAGCUGUGA